AUGGUACCCAACAAACUAAACCGUCAUUUGAUCACAAAUCAUCCCAGUUGCGUCAAAAAAGACAUUCAAUUUUUCCAACGGCGCUUGGAUCAAAAUAAGAAACAAAAGCAGUUUAUGAAAUCGGCAGUUACGGUUUCUGAAAAGGCAUUAGAAGCAAGCUACCUUGUUGCAAAAUUAAUUGCACAACAAAAAAAACCGCACACUAUCGGUGAAACGCUUAUUAAACCAGCAUGCAUGGAAAUUGUUAGACUUAUGCUUGGGCCAAACGAAGUUAAGGACGUGAGUAAAGUUUCUUUGUCGGCCGAUACUGUUAAAAGACGUAUCCAAGAUAUGUCAAGUGAUAUUUUGGGAACACUAAUUAAAAAAAUCAUUUCGGCUGGAAUUUUUGCGCUUCAAAUCGACGAAUCAACCGAUAUUAAAAAUAAAGCACAACUGAUGGCUAUUGUACGUUUCGUUGACGAGGACUCUAUUAAAGAACAUUAUUUAUUUUGUAAGGAGGUUCCAGAGAGAACUACCGGUGAACAAAUUUUCCAAGUAACUGAUAAUUUUUUUAAAAUACAUAAUAUUCAGUGGACCAAUUGCGUUGCUAUUUGUACAGAUGGUGCUGCUGCAAUGAUGGGCAGUAAGAAAGGUUUUGUAUCUUGUGUAAAACAAAAAAAUCCGUCAAUACAAAUUACACAUUGCUGCAUACAUCGAGAAGCAUUGAUGGUCAAAAAUUUGCCCGAACAGCUUUCGAUCACAAUGAAUGAAUGUAUUAAGAUCAUAAACAUAAUUAAAUCGAGAGCCUUAAAUUCGCGAAUCUUUGGAAUACUCUGUGAAGAAAUGGGAAGCGAACAUGAAUCCUUACUGUUUUAUACAGAAGUUCGUUGGUUAUCCCGGGGAAAAGUUUUAGCUCGACUGUUUGAACUUCGCUACGAAGUGCGUGAGUUUCUUUCAAGUCAAGAUAUGUACGAUCUAUGCCAGCACCUUCAUGAUGAAUACUGGAUAGCCAAACUUGCAUACAUGGCGGAUAUAUUCGAACAUCUGAAUGAACUUAAUAAAAAAAUGCAAGGACGGAAUGAAAAUAUAUUGACGUGCUCCGAUAAAUUACAAGGGUUCAAAAAGAAACUUGAACUUUGGCAGGAACAGUUGCAAAAAGGAUGUCUAGAAAUGUAUCACAGGACCAACUACAGUACGAUCGAAAACAAGCAGUUGAUUGUGGAUUUAACCCAACAACAUUUAAGUAUGCUUCAACAAAAAUUUGAAUACUAUUUCCAUUCUAUCAACACGGAACAAUACAAUUGGAUUCAAAAUCCUUUCGCAACCAAUGCAAUAAGUUCCACGGAAGCACUGCCAUUGCAAACUCGAGAGGAGUUCACAGAAUUAAGUAAUGAUAUGACCCUAAAACUUAAAUUCGACGAAGUUCCGUUAGAUGUUUUCUGGAUUUCCAUCAAGACAGAAUAUCCACGCAUCACCGACAAGGCCAUCUUCACACUACUUCCGUUUUCCACAACAUAUUUAUGUGAGCAAAGUUUUUCAACGCUUGUAUUAAUUAAAAAUGAUAAACGGUCAUGCUUAAAAGAUCUUGACCAAGAAAUGAGAGUUGCGCUUAACCAUCGUCUUCCCCCGGCCCAAUUACAAUUUGAUAAUGGAAGACCACAUCAUGCUGAAGCCGAAUCUGCCUCCGUCGCUGCCGGUUCAGAAGCUAAUGCUAGUGCAAGUGCCAGUGCUUCAGCCUCAUCUAAUUCUCAUAAACUUUGCUUUUUCUGUAAAAUUAAUGACAAUUCUAAAUAAAAAUUGAAUGAUUUAUUUUUAACGUUAUUUCACUAUAUAAUUCUAACGUCUAAGUUUAUUUUUGGAAUUUUCGCGACGAGUUAUGUCACGAUAUGUGGGCAGGGCAGAUUAUGGAUUAUGAAAAGAAGUCUAUUUGAGACAUUUUUCGCAAAUAGACUAGAAAACACCUUUCUUAAACCUACGCCUGGUAUAUUUAUGGUAGAUUUCUACACAUAAAUUUGACCGAUUUGGCCAAAAUUUGUCGAUCCUGACUUUUUAAAUGCUUAAAUUCACUAUCUGUAAAGGUAACUUAUCAAAUUCGUAGGCAUCAACCUCUACAAAAUGGUACAGCCAAACAAACUAUAUAAGUCUUAAGAGUGAAUUGCGUGUGAUAAUAGAGAUGAUGUAAUUUUUGUGUCAAAACGACGGUGAGUGAUAAUUUAAAUUUAUAUAUUUAAACCACACAGCUGGGCAAGAAAGAAUGGAGCCAAGAAUCCAUCGUUGCAACCGAAAGACAUGCUAUUCAAUGGUAUACGGAUGGUUCCAAAACCAUAGAAGGAACUGGAAUUGGAGUGAAUGGGCCUAGAACCAGGCCCUCUGAAAAUACCCAAGCAACUUCUAGGCGGAAAUUUACGCCAUUGAGAAGUGUAUCCAGUUUAACAUCGAGAUAAACUAUCGUAGACAAGAGAUUUCAUCAUUUCCGAUAGCCAAGCAGCCAUCAAAGCGCUGAGCUCAUACGUAAUCAGCUACGUAACACGAUAUAAGGAGAGAUUAAAAAAUAAUUGGGCAGUAGAAGAACCGAUAACUGAAACAAUCUCUUAGGAUUAAGACAGGCUAUGAUACUUCUGGGUAAAUAUAACCAGAAAAGAUCGGAAGCCUGUAUCUGCCUGAGCAAAAACAGGCUUCGCAUUGUAACAGGGAUCCUUACUGGGCAUUGCCGACUCAAAGGACACCUAAAUAAAUUGGCUAUGUCUCGUCCAGGUCGGCAUUCAAACUCAAGGUCAGACGGUAGUCUCAUCUCACGCCCGAACAAUACCUUUGCUAGUGUUUGGCCUGUAGAUUCAUUGACAGCGGAUCUAUAUGUCAUUGCAAAGAGCCAAAGAUACCGAUUCCAAUCUCACUGAUGGUUUUAAACCACUCUUCACAGGUAUAUGCCAAUUGCCUUAUUCCUUCGCUCUACCAUUCUAUCCGAAUAUGCGUGCAUUGCCAUAGUUCUGGUUUUCUUAAUGCCUAGUCUGUCACAGAUUCCUCGGAAAAGCUGACUUUUAAAAUAGCUACCUUGCUCACUGUGGAUCGCCAAGGGCACUUUAAAUCUACUGAUACAUUCUUUUAUUAACACCUCUGCAACAGUUGCGGCCUCUUGAUUUGGAAUAGCGUAGACUUCCACCCACUUCGUGAAAUACAUAAUUAUCAUAAUGUAUUUAUUACCAACCUCGGUUAUGGGGAAUUGCCAGCAAUAUCUAAAGCAAUCCUUUUAAAUGGGCUACCGACGUUAUACUGUUUCAUGGGGACCUUCC
Molecule: messenger RNA, 3269 nt
Organism: Psylliodes chrysocephalus
Lineage: Eukaryota; Metazoa; Arthropoda; Insecta; Coleoptera; Chrysomelidae
Source: the annotation of a GenBank genome assembly